Messenger RNA from Perkinsus marinus ATCC 50983, 735 nucleotides. Its product is annotated as ankyrin repeat domain containing protein. The transcript has 7 exons. The coding region runs from base 1 to 735 and encodes 244 amino acids. Lineage: Eukaryota; Perkinsozoa; Perkinsida; Perkinsidae. The record is from RefSeq and is a predicted model, not a curated record. Gene Ontology annotation, molecular function: protein binding.
AUGGUGUCUGCUCUUUUCGAUCACCUCCAUCGUGCUCAGGCUGCCGUUCUCGAGAAGCUACUGCAGUCCUCGAGUACCAAGUCCGACAGUGGUGAUCUCAUUGUGAAUGCUGUGAACAGCGAUGGCGCUACGCCCCUCCACCUAGCUGCCGACGGAGGAAGACUCUUAUUGGUGAACCUUCUACUGCAGCACGGAGCAGAUGUCGGCCUGACGACCAACGCUGGUGACACGGCACUUAGUAUAGCAGUGCAGAGGAAGCAGUGGAUCAUUGCUGGAGCUCUUGUUGAGCACGUCGGGAAGGUAGACUACCUCCACCCUCGAGGGGUUCGCCCGAUACACUAUGCUGCAUGGCAUGGCAAUAAGGAUAUCGUGGAGUUACUUAUCGACAGUUCAGCAGAUAGUGACGUAGAGGACCCCUUUGGGAACACUGCGAUGACCAUUGCCGCUUACUGGGGGGAUCUGCCCGUGUGUGCGUUGUUGCUAUCGAGAGGAGCAGCGAAGGACUCCACCAACUCUCAAGGGCUAACACCGUUGCAUGUAGCAGCAGGCAACGGGCAUAUGGACUGCGUUAGAGCACUUGUCGAUGCUGGAGUAGAUAUCAAUGGCAUUCCAGAGAAGGAUAAGGCAUGCGCCACUUCAGUUGCCUUGGCGGCCAGAUUGACACCUCUGCAGAAGCAGGUUCCGACCCCUGCAGAGCUGGCCUUGCUCCAUGGGCAUCUGAAGACCUUCGAGUAG